AAUAAACCAUAGUUUAUAUCUGCGUUUAGAUCACUCGUUUGGUCGCUUCCAUCUCAAGUGCUGGUUGUGCAACAGUCAUUGCCAUCCUCCAUCCCUCUGAACUCCGAAGGCCGAACCAGUUCCGACGAAACGGUACGGUGACGGCUCACCUCGGGGGUCUCCAUGUCCAUGGACGGCCCUGCCACCUCGCCGGCAAGCGAGGUGCCGUUCCGCAUCAGCUUCUCCGGCCACAGCGGCCACCUCCGCCUCGACCCUACCCCGCACACGCCCAGCCCCAUUCCGGACUUCGUCCUGCCGCCGGCAUACCCGGCCGAGAGCCCGAGCAGCGUGAAGGAGUACCUCGAGAGGAACUACCUCGACCCCGAGCUGCACCUCCCCACCGCGGCCGAUAGCGGGAGGGUGUGGGAUGUCGACUGGUUUGCCCUGGCCAGGCCGCCGCUGGAGCCCUCCGCCCCCCGCACCAUGCUCGCGCCCGUCUGGGUGCCGCCUUUCCGGCGCGGGCAGGAGAAGUUGCAAUCCGCGGCAGAGUCGCGAGUGUGGGACCCUGAGUCCGUGCAAAUGGAGAUGGUCGACGUGUUCGAUUCGGGGACCGGGGGGAUAGCGCCCCGGAUGCCUGGUCCGGCGAAGGACUUCGUCAGGGGGAGCAUCAACAACAGACCUUUUCGUCCAGGCGGUCUGCAGGAUGACGCCGCUGAGGCGGCUGCGCUGGAAAAGGCGUUCCCAGAGGGUGCAAGGACUGGUGAUUGGGUGCGUGAGCUCAUGAGCGGUGGCCCGGCGCAGGUUGCGCCUCCAGGGUUCCGUAAGGGAUUGGAGCUGGGCCAGUUGAAGGGGUAUGAAAGCCACUGGAAGUGUUUCCGGGAUGGAGAACUUGUAGAGGAGCAACCUGCAUCAUCAUCGAAUGACACAAUGGAGAAGUACUCUGUGCAGUUUGAUGAUCUUUUCAAGAUAGCGUGGGAGGAAGAUACUGCCAACAAGUUGUUGAAGGACGGUGUUGUUCAACAAUCUGCUGAAGGUGAAGGAAUCAAUGAAAUUGGCGAACAAAAAGUUGAUGCAUUGCAGGAUGAGUUCGAGAGUAUAACAACGCUAGAUGACGAGAAACAGGAAGUUGAUGUCAUAAGAAAUGUUCCUGAAACUCAAACAGACUUGGAUCAGAUGUUAUCUUCUGAAGUACAGGAUACAGGCAGGGAACCAGGUGCAUCAGGUGAUAAGAAGCCAACACAAGAUGGCAUGGUUUGGGCACUUGUUGGUGGGGACGAGGACAUAGUGACUAACUUCUCCAAACUCGUUCCAGAUAUGGCAAUCGAGUUUCCAUUUGAAUUGGAUAAGUUCCAGAAGGAGGCUAUAUAUUAUCUCGAGAAGGGUGAAUCAGUCUUUGUUGCAGCCCAUACUUCAGCUGGAAAGACGGUUGUUGCUGAGUAUGCAUUCGCAUUAGCAACGAAACAUUGCACUAGGUCUGUCUAUACUGCUCCUAUUAAAACUAUCAGCAACCAGAAAUACAGAGAUUUUUCUGGGAAGUUUGAUGUGGGACUUCUGACAGGAGAUGUUAGCAUCAGGCCAGAGGCAACUUGCUUAAUUAUGACUACUGAGAUAUUGCGUUCAAUGCUCUACAGAGGCGCAGACAUUAUACGUGAUAUUGAAUGGGUAAUCUUUGAUGAAGUGCAUUAUGUAAAUGAUGCUGAAAGAGGUGUAGUCUGGGAGGAGGUCAUUAUAAUGCUCCCGAAGCACAUUAACAUUGUUCUUCUUUCGGCAACGGUCCCAAAUACUGUUGAAUUUGCUGACUGGAUUGGUCGGACAAAGCAGAAGAAAAUUCGUGUCACAUCGACCAACAAAAGGCCUGUUCCACUUGAGCAUUGCCUGUUCUACUCUGGAGAAGUGUACAAAAUAUGUGAGAGGGAUAUGUUUCUUGCUCAAGGAUUUAAAGAAGCAAAAGAUGCUUUCAAAAAGAAAAAUUUGAAUAAGUUUGGAGUGAAACCUGGUUCAAAGUCAGGAACCCCUGCAGUACGUGCUGGAACUCAAGGCAAAAAUCCAGAUACAUCCAACAAGGGGAGAGAUCAAAAGUACCCAAAGCACCGCAAUUCCAAUUCAGGAGUAGCCACAGUUCAACAGAGCUCCUCAGGGCCAAAGAGAUUUGAAUCUUUAUUUUGGAUGCCACUUGUGAAUAACCUUCUGAAGAAAUCCCUUGUGCCUGUGGUGAUUUUUUGUUUCUCAAAGAAUCGCUGUGAUAAAUCGGCAGAUAGUAUGUUUGGCACUGAUCUCACCAGUAGUUCAGAGAAAAGUGAAAUACGUGUCUUCUGUGACAAGGCAUUUUCACGUCUUAAAGGAUCUGAUAGGAACCUUCCACAGGUUGUAGGAAUACAAAGCCUUCUGCGAAGAGGAAUUGGAGUACACCACGCUGGGCUUCUCCCUAUUGUGAAGGAAGUUGUUGAGAUGCUGUUUUGCCGUGGUGUAAUCAAGGUACUGUUUUCCACUGAGACAUUUGCAAUGGGUGUCAAUGCACCGGCAAGAACGGUUGUGUUUGAUUCUUUAAGAAAGUUUGAUGGAAAAGAACACCGGAAAUUGCUUCCAGGGGAAUAUAUACAAAUGGCUGGGCGAGCUGGUCGGAGAGGACUUGAUAACAUUGGUACUGUGAUCAUUAUGUGUCGUGAUGAAAUUCCUGAAGAAAGCGAUUUGAAAAAUUUGAUCGUUGGAAAACCAACUCGUUUGGAAUCUCAAUUUCGAUUAACAUACACCAUGAUACUACAUCUUCUGCGUGUGGAGGAACUGAAGGUCGAGGACAUGCUCAAGAGAAGUUUUGCUGAAUUCCACGCACAAAAGAAUUUGCCUGAGAAGGAAAAGCUUCUUCUGCAAAUGCUUCGUCAACCUACAAGGACAAUAGAGUGCAUAAAAGGAGAGCCUUCUAUUGAGGAAUACUACGAGAUGACUUUAGAUGCUGAGGCACACAGGGAAUACAUAACAGAAGCAAUUAUGCAGCUGCCUAAUUCUCAACAGUUUCUUACGCCUGGGAGAUUGGUGGUUGUUAAAUCUGAUUCUGAUGAUGAUCACUUGCUUGGUGUUAUACUGAAAAAUCCAUCUGCAUUGCUAAAGAAAUAUGUUGUUCUGGUAUUGACUGGUGAUUGCAGUUCAUCUGCACUAGCCCCUGAGUUCAAUAAAAAUGAAAAGGGUCCUGUGGAUUUUCAAGGAGGACAAUUUAUUGUCCUGAAAGGAAAACGUGGCAUGGACGAUGAAUAUUUCUCUUCUGUUAGUUCACGAAAAGCUUCAGGUGUAAUCAAUAUCAAUCUACCAUACAAGGGGGAUGCAUCUGGAAUGGGCUUUGAAGUAAGAGCAAUUGAGAAUAAAGAAAUCAUUAGUAUAUGCAGCAGCAAAAUAAAGAUUGAUCAAGUCAGACUUCUUGAGGAGCCUAACAAAACUGCAUACUCUAGAACUGUCCAACAGCUUAUAAAGGAGCAACCAGAUGGAACCAAGUAUCCUCCUGCUUUAGAUGCAAUAAAAGAUCUAAAAAUGAAAGACAUGUAUCUUGUUGAAAGUUACCGUGCAUAUCACAUACUACUGCAAAAAAUGUCUGAAAACAAGUGCCAUGGUUGUAUAAAACUGAAGGAGCAUAUAUCAUUGAUGAGGGAGCAAAAGAUGUACAAGGAUCAGUUGAAUGAAUUGAAAUUCCAAAUGUCCGACGAGGCACUUCAACAAAUGCCAGAGUUUCAAGGCAGAAUUGAUGUACUAAAGGUAAUCCACUACAUUGAUUCUGAUCUAGUUGUGCAACUUAAGGGUCGGGUAGCAUGUGAAAUGAACUCCGGUGAGGAGUUAAUAUCAACAGAAUGUCUGUUUGAAAAUCAAUUGGAUGACCUAGAACCCGAAGAAGCUGUGGCUAUUAUGUCUGCAUUCGUCUUCCAACAACGCAAUGCUUCAGAACCAUCUCUUACUCCAAAACUGGCUGAAGCGAAGAAGAGGCUCUAUGAUACAGCCAUAAAAUUAGGGAAGCUCCAAUCCGAGUUCAAGGUGCCUGUGGACCCUGAAGAGUAUGCACGUGAUAAUCUCAAGUUUGGCCUUGUUGAGGUCGUCUACGAGUGGGCAAAGGGGACGCCUUUCGCAGACAUAUGCGAGCUGACUGAUGUAUCCGAAGGGAUCAUUGUAAGAACAAUCGUCCGUCUGGACGAAACAUGUAGGGAAUUCAGGAAUGCAGCUUCCAUCAUGGGGAACUCUGCGCUGUUCAAGAAGAUGGAGGUCGCGUCUAACGCUAUUAAGCGUGACAUUGUGUUUGCAGCAAGUUUGUAUGUCACAGGAAUCUGAUGCAUGUAACCUCGUAGUCUCCCUUGCUUCUUUUGUUAGAGAAAUCGUUGUGCUGGUGGAAUGCUACUAACCUAACCUUAGCUAGAACAAUUGUUGUGGUAUUUUUUUUUCCAGUUCUGGAUUAUUGCUUUUGCUAGUUUUGCGAAGUUUUCUGAAGCGGCGACCAGCAGAGUAAAGGAAAAUCGAAAGCGGGUGGGAUUCUCGUUUUUUUUUCA
Zea mays is the source of this 4499-nucleotide messenger RNA. RefSeq lists its product as uncharacterized. The transcript has 22 exons. The coding region runs from base 163 to 4284 and encodes 1373 amino acids. Gene Ontology annotation, biological process: nuclear-transcribed mRNA catabolic process, 3'-5' exonucleolytic nonsense-mediated decay. The record is from RefSeq and is a predicted model, not a curated record. Gene Ontology annotation, cellular component: Ski complex. NCBI's taxonomy places the organism in Eukaryota, Viridiplantae, Streptophyta, Magnoliopsida, Poales, Poaceae. Gene Ontology annotation, molecular function: ATP binding; RNA helicase activity; RNA binding.